Molecule: messenger RNA, 2790 nt
Organism: Clupea harengus (Atlantic herring)
Lineage: Eukaryota; Metazoa; Chordata; Actinopteri; Clupeiformes; Clupeidae
Gene: rims3
Product: regulating synaptic membrane exocytosis 3
Biological process (GO): regulation of synaptic vesicle exocytosis; calcium ion-regulated exocytosis of neurotransmitter; positive regulation of synaptic transmission
Cellular component (GO): presynaptic membrane; cytoskeleton of presynaptic active zone
Molecular function (GO): small GTPase binding; transmembrane transporter binding
Source: RefSeq, a predicted model, not a curated record
AAUAGACUAUCUUCUAGACGGAUGCUCCAACCAAACAAUUACUUUGAUUGGGUGUUUCGCUGAGGAGUACAGCGGAAGUGUGUGCCUAUCCAUGCCUGAUUAUUGGUUUUAAGUUAAUUAAGAUUCCUAAUCAUCGUCUCUUAUUAUCCCGUGUGCUGCUUGCGCCUAGGGAUUAAGUGGGUCAGGUGAGUAACCAUGGAGAUGCGUUAGCGAGGGAAAGGGGAUGAGGCGGCGUUGGACUCGGUGCGCUAUACAGUGAAAACGCGCCGCGGCUGCUGUGGUUUCAGUCAGUAGUGCUUCAUCACUCUCGAACGCAGCCUCCCAGUCCGUGGUGGAUGCAGCCCAUCGAAUCGGAAUCGGAUACAGGCGUCCAAGAACCAGCAAACGAAAUAACAACGAUGCCAUUCUCCACGAGACAAAAGAAACAAAGAAUUAUUUGACAACUUCUAACGAGUCCGUGCCUCAGCCAGAGCCACCGCUUGCUGUUAACUGCCCCGUGCACGCGCCCUUUACCCUUAGGCCAGUGCAGGGACCAUGAUGCUCAGCGGCUCGGUGGACGUACCCAGCCCAGGUGGGAUGAGCGCGGCGGCGGCGCGGAACGUGGUGCGCAGCUCCAGCAUAAGCGGGGCCAUGUACAGCCUGGAGAAGAGCCCCAGCAGUGUAGGAGGAGUGGCUGGCGUUGGGGGCCCGGACGCUGGGGGCCUCGUGGGAAACAAGAAGCGCCGCUCCAGCCUCGGGGCCAAGAUGGUGGCCAUCGUGGGGCUCUCUCAGUGGAGUAGGAGCACCCUGCAGCUCAACCAGCAAGAAGGCGGGACAAAGAAGCUACGCAGCACGAUCAGGCGGAGCACGGAGACAGGCAUCGCCGUGGAGAUGCGUAACCGCGUCACCCGGCAGGGCAGCAAGGAGUCCACGGAUGGCAGCACCAACAGCAACAGCUCAGACGGAACGUUUAUCUUUCCCCCCACUCGUCUGGGCCCAGAGUCUCAGUUCAGCGACUUCCUGGACGGCCUUGGCCCUGCCCAGAUUGUGGGACGGCAGACAUUAGCCACACCUUCAAUGGGUGACGUCCACGUGGGUGUGGUGGACCGAGAAGGUCAGCUGGAGGUGGAGAUCAAUCAGGCUCGCGGCCUGACCCCUAAGCCAGGCUCAAAGAACAUUCCUGCAACGUACGUGAAGGUUUACGUGCUGGAGAACGGAGCGUGCCUGGCAAAGAAGAAGACCAAAGUCAUUAGGAAGUCGCUGGACCCGUCCUUCCAGCAGUCCCUGCUCUUCGAAGAGAGUGCCCAGGGCAAAGUCUUACAGGUGAUUGUGUGGGGUGACUAUGGCCGCAUGGAUAGCAAGUGCUUCAUGGGAAUGGCGCAGAUCAUGCUGGAGGACCUGGACCUGUCAUCCAUGGUGAGCGGCUGGUACAAGCUGUUCCCCACCAGCUCCCUGGCCGACCCCAGCAUCGGGCCUCUGACCAGACGCCUCUCCCAGUCCUCCCUGGAGAGCGCCACCAGCCCCUCCUGCACCUAGAGGCCCCGCAGAGAGCACCGGCACUGGGGGGGAGAUCCGAACCAUCCACCCCCCACACACGCACCCUGACGGCGGGCCGGCCAACGGCCCACCUAUGGCCCAACAUCCAACAUGUCCUUUGACCCCUUAAUGCCUACUACUCAACGAGGCUGCAAGCCCAGUGCGGUGCAUUUGAUUUGCCCCCCCAUACCCAUCCACCCACAUGAAUAUAUAUGGCCACACACACACACAGACACACAGACACACACACACAUAGACACACAGACACACAGACACACAGACACAGACACACAUUCAUAUUCAGUGGAGAUAGGAUUUAUAUCACCAAAUGCCCCAUGGUCUAGCAUUUCAACCCUGUCCCAUCACGAACUAUCCUGGCAUGAAAAAAAUUAAACAGCACACAUACACAUACACUCACACACACACACACACACACACACACACACACACACACUCCAUGCUCUCACUACAAUGAAGCCAUUUAUAUCUGAGGUGGAAACAACAAGAUGUAGCACCCACUUUUACCUCCCCUGCCUGGAUGGCACUUUCCUACACACACACACACACACACACACACACACACACACACACACACACACACACACACACACACACACACACACACACACACACACACACACAAGAAUAUAAAAGGGCACUCAUAGAUUUUCAAGGUACUUCUUUCCCAGGGUCAACCCAGGGUCAUUCCGAUGCCAGUCUUUAACCUCUCUAUGCCAAAUCCCAUAAGAAGUUUAUUUUUAAAACCAAAGCUAUGUAUUAUUAUCAUUAUUAUAAUUAUUAUCAUUAUUAUUUCAUAGUAACACUAAUAAUUCUGGUAAUAAUAAUAAUAACUUUGUCAGUGUAGAAGUAUUGAUAUGUAGCAUAGUCAUUGACUUAGAGGAGAUCCAGAGGAGAACCAGUUUUAACCAUCAAUUCUAACUGUCAUGGUUAGUAACACCACUGAACGUCAGGACUCAAAAACUCAAAGGUCAUGUACAAAACAGCGCAAUACGCCUGUGAUGUGAAGUAGCGAAACGUUUGACCUUUCCCAACACGGAGCUUCUCAUCGUGUAGAUAGAUAACGUAGACAGUAUUUGUGAUCCUUUAUGUACUGCUGACUGCAUUCUGCACGUUUUUUCUCGCAACCCCUGUUAACAAAAAAAGAAAACGUUUUUAAAAAGUGCUAUUUUAAGCUUGCCAUUAUAGACUAGCGAUGGUAUUUCAUUUAUUUUGCUGAUGUUGAACACUGUCUUGUCGGGGAACCGUAAGACACAC